GCGGCAGCGCGCCCUAACCCUGGAUAUCGAAUUAUUCUUCUUCCAUUUUACUAGGGGCAGUGCUCUCUGUCUUUCUAGGGUUUAUUCUAAUUCUCAGUCUCUGUAGAGCGUUAAAAAAAAAAAACACUUUUUGUGAUCAGUUAUUUGAUUCUCUGCUGCAGAAUUUCUCUUCUUCCAUUAGUAGCCGUAAAUGGCUCUACUUUUCAAGGAUCCAGCAAAGCUAUCUGCAUAUAGGGAUAGAAAGUUUCCAGGAAAUCAAGAGGAAUUUGAACAUGCACUUUUAACUUCUACUACUGUUUACAUUGGGAACAUGUCCUUCUACACUACUGAAGAGCAAGUUUAUGAACUUUUCUCUAGAGCUGGAGAAAUUAAGAAGAUAAUUAUGGGUUUAGAUAAAAAUACCAAAACCCCGUGUGGAUUUUGUUUUGUUUUGUUUUACUCUAGAGAAGAUACUGAGGAUGCAGUUAAGUAUAUAAGUGGGACUAUUCUUGAUGAUCGUCCAAUUCGUGUUGAUUUUGACUGGGGAUUCCAAGAAGGAAGGCAAUGGGGCCGUGGUCGAAGUGGUGGCCAGGUUAGAGAUGAAUAUCGUACAGACUAUGAUCCUGGCAGAGGUGGUUAUGGAAAAUUGGUUCAGCGUGAGCUGGAGCAAAGACAGCUUGUUGAUUAUGGAGCUGGGUCAUUGGGCUCUUUCCCUCCAGUUAUGCCACCGCCUCAGUAUGGCAGACAUGGUGGAAGUGGUCAUGGUGGUUUCCAACGACAUGGUAGAGAUUACCAUCGGAAGCGGUUCCGAGAUGAUGACCGCCAGGCACGUGAGCCUUCAAGGAGAACCUCAGAUCAUGAAUCGAGGAGAAACAAUGAUCCUGACUCCCGACCGGAGAAGAAUCCGCGUUUCCGUGAGAGUGGCAAUUCUGAUGAGGAGGAGGAAGAUGAUCGGAAGCGACGAUCUUAGCAGUAGCAUUCGUGUACUAAAUGUAGUGAAGAAUAUUUAUACCAAACAAGGACCACAACAUGUUCAUGCAACUGCCAAAGGCUCUAUUUCUCUCUCUCUCUCUCUCUCUCCAAGUUUGCUAUAGGAGAUUUUAUAACAUGAAGCUGUUGACCAUCUGAGAUUUGAGCUUGCCGUUGUAUAUGUAGUUGAGAUUUGUGAAAUUAUUUGAUCCUUGUACAAUGCUAAUUUGCAUUGUUUUUUCUGCUUU
This is a messenger RNA of Ricinus communis (castor bean), 1196 nucleotides long. Its product is annotated as nuclear cap-binding protein subunit 2. Lineage: Eukaryota; Viridiplantae; Streptophyta; Magnoliopsida; Malpighiales; Euphorbiaceae. The record is from RefSeq and is a predicted model, not a curated record. Gene Ontology annotation, molecular function: RNA cap binding. Gene Ontology annotation, biological process: mRNA cis splicing, via spliceosome. The coding region runs from base 191 to 949 and encodes 252 amino acids. The transcript has 8 exons. Gene Ontology annotation, cellular component: nuclear cap binding complex.